Molecule: messenger RNA, 3696 nt
Organism: Nerophis lumbriciformis (worm pipefish)
Lineage: Eukaryota; Metazoa; Chordata; Actinopteri; Syngnathiformes; Syngnathidae
Source: RefSeq, a predicted model, not a curated record
AUGCACAGUAUUGGCUCAGAGCUGGAGUUCUGGUAUGUUUUAAUGAGCUUCAGCUUUGAGAAGCUUCGCUCAGCAGAGGAAACUGUGACAGGGACAUCAGUGCACCUGUCUCUGAACUGUCACAUGCUGAUGGCCUCUGUGACAGGACCCACUCUGCCCUCUGAGUGUGUUGGUGAGGAGAAUUGGGUUGACAGCAGGACAGUCUAUAUUGGACACAAAGAGCCUCCUCCGGGUGCUGAAGCCUUCAUACAACAAAGAUUCCCAGACAACCGGAUAGUGUCCUCCAAGUACACAUUUUGGAACUUCAUCCCCAAGAACAUGUUUGAGCAAUUCAGAAGAAUUGCCAACUUCUACUUCCUCAUCAUAUUUCUGGUUCAGUUGAUCAUUGACACGCCGACCAGCCCAAUCACUAGUGGACUGCCACUCUUCUUUGUCAUCACAGUUACGGCAAUCAAGCAGGGUUACGAGGACUGGCUGAGACACAAAGCCGACAACGCUGUAAACCAGUGUCCUGUUCACGUGCUGCAGCAUGGCAAAGUGAUCCGCAAGCAGAGUCGCAAGCUGAGGGUGGGAGACAUAGUCUUUGUGAAGGAAGAUGAAUCAUUCCCCUGCGAUCUCAUCCUGUUAUCCUCUUCCCGGGAUGAUGGGACCUGCUAUGUCACCACAGCCAGUCUGGAUGGCGAGAGUAGUCACAAGACAUACUAUGCAGUGCAGGACACCAAAGCGUACAAUGCAGAGAAGGAGGUGGACUCAAUCCACGCCACUAUUGAAUGUGAACAACCGCAGCCAGACCUUUACAAGUUUGUUGGUCGUAUUAACAUUUACAUGAACAAUGAGCCAGUGGCGAGGCCAUUGGGUUCAGAAAAUCUGCUUCUUAGAGGAGCCACACUGAAGAACACGGAGUACAUUUAUGCUGUCGCCAUCUACACUGGGAUGGAAACAAAGAUGGCUCUCAACUACCAAACCAAGUCUCAGAAACGUUCUGCAGUGGAAAAGUCAAUGAACGCCUAUUUGGUGGUCUACCUAUGCAUUCUCAUCAGCAAAGCCUUUAUCAACACGGUGCUAAAAUAUGCGUGGCAGUCUGAUCCUAUCAGAGAUGAGCCUUGGUAUGAUCAGAGAACUGAAGCAGAGAGGGAGAGACAUAUUCUGAUCAGGGCUUUCACAGACUUCCUGGCCUUUAUGGUUCUCUUUAACUACAUUAUCCCCGUUUCCAUGUACGUCACUGUGGAGAUGCAGAAGUUCCUGGGCUCCUAUUUUAUUAUGUGGGAUGAUGAGAUGUUUGACCCUGAGCUUGGUGAGAGAGCAGUGGUCAAUACAUCGGACCUCAAUGAGGAGCUGGGACAGGUGGAAUACGUGUUCACUGAUAAAACAGGGACACUGACCGAAAACAACAUGGAGUUCAUUGAGUGCUGCGUGGAUGGGCAUGUUUAUGUAGCCCAAGCUAUCUGUAAUGGACAAGUGAUGCCAGGUGCAGAUACUAUGGACAUGAUAGACACAUCACCAGGUCCUGAGGCCAGGGAGCAUGAGGAGCUCUUUUUCCGUGCACUGUGUUUAUGCCACACUGUGCAAGUAAAAGAGGAGGAGACAGUGGACGGCAUUAAACAAGGCAUCCAUCAUGGCAAGUCCACUUCCUUCUACAUUUCGUCAUCUCCAGAUGAAGUGGCGCUAGUAGAAGGCAUGAAGAGGCUUGGCUUCACGUAUCUGAGACUCAAGGACAGUCACAUGGAGAUCCUGAACAGAGAGGAGGAGAUUGAGAGGUUUGAACUUUUGGAAGUUCUGACUUUUGACUCCGUCAGAAGAAGGAUGAGCGUCAUUGUCAGGGCCAGCACUGGUGAGCUGUACCUUUUCUGCAAAGGAGCAGACUCAUCCAUCUUUCCAAGGGUUAUAUCAGGCAAGGUGGAUCAAGUCAGAGCUCGGGUGGAGCACAACGCAGUAGAGGGUCUUAGGACACUCUGUGUGGCAUAUCGACCUCUCAGUCCAGCGCAGUACCAGGAAGUGUGCCUGCUCCUAAGUGGAGCCAAGUUGGCAUUGCAGGACAGGGAUAAGCGGCUAGCAGAGGCUUACGACAUGAUUGAGAAAGAUCUCAUCCUGCUCGGAGCCACUGCUGUGGAAGACAGACUACAAGAAAAAGCGGCAGACACCAUUGAGUCUCUGCACAAGGCUGGUAUGAAGGUGUGGGUGCUGACUGGUGACAAGAUGGAGACAGCAGCUGCCACAUGCUACGCCAGCAAACUUUUCCACCGCAACACCCAGAUCCUUGAGCUUACCACCAAGCGGACGGAGGAGCAGAGCCUUCACGAUGUCCUGUUCGAUCUUAGCAGAACCGUCCUCAGACAGCACGGGGGCAUGAGUAGAGACAUGUCUGGUUUAUCAAGUGACUAUGUAGACUACGGCCUGAUCAUCGACGGAGCCACACUCUCAACAGUGAUGAAACCAAGUCAGGAGGAUUCCAAUUCGGGGAACUACAAAGAGAUUUUCUUAGAAAUCUGCCGCAACUGCAGUGCUGUACUCUGCUGUCGGAUGGCACCUCUUCAGAAAGCACAGGUUGUGAAGCUCAUCAAGACUUCCAAGGAGCAUCCAAUCACACUUGCUGUUGGAGAUGGUGCCAAUGAUGUCAGCAUGAUCCUUGAAGCCCAUGUUGGCAUAGGUAUCAUGGGUAAAGAGGGACGUCAGGCAGUAAGGAACAGUGACUAUGCCAUCCCAAAAUUCAAACACCUCAAGAAGAUCCUGCUUGUCCAUGGACACUAUUACUACAUACGCAUCUCGGAACUUGUACAGUACUUCUUUUACAAGAAUGUUUGUUUCAUCUUUCCGCAAUUCUUAUACCAGUUCUUCUGUGGUUUCUCGCAACAGCCACUGUACGAUACGGCCUACUUGACGCUAUACAACAUCAGCUUCACUUCGCUGCCCAUUCUGCUCUACAGUCUCAUCGAGCAGCACAUCAACAUGGACAUUCUGAAGAAGGACCCAUGUCUUUACAGAGACAUUGCCAAGAACUCAUUAUUGCGGUGGCCCAUCUUUAUAUACUGGACUGUCUUAGGUGUAUAUGAUGCCAUUGUGAUGUUCUUUGGUGCAUACUUCCUGUUUGACAACACCACGUUCACCAGCAACGGACAGCUAAUGACAACCAACACACAGAUGAUGUUUGGAAACUGGACCUUUGGUACGCUGGUCUUUACAGUGCUGGUCUUCACAGUUACAUUCAAGUUGGCCCUCGAUACACACUACUGGACAUGGAUCAACCACUUUGUCAUAUGGGGCUCGCUGAUCUUCUUUGUGGUUUUCUCUUUGCUAUGGGGAGGAAUCAUCUGGCCAUUUCUCAACUAUCAGAGGAUGUACUAUGUAUUCAUGCAGAUGUUGUCCAGUGGUCCCGCUUGGCUCAGCAUAGUCUUGUUGAUUACUGCCAGUCUGCUACCAGAUGUACUGCAGAAAGUCAUUUGGAGGGCGCUGUGGCCCACUACAACUGAACGAAUACAGGAAGCUGAUAAACUCUACAAGGGUCAGCUUUCCGAGUUUACCCCCCUGUCAUCUAUCCAUGCCACUCCCAUGGGUGGCGGCCUCCGUCGAGGAUCUGGCACCCACAGGAACACACCUAACCCCAUAAGGCCACAGGACUAUCAUACCUUCACACCGCUGCUGGGAUUCACUGAUGUCAACCACACCUACAGUGGGGCGGGGCCAGAGACCUCAGUCUAA